Molecule: messenger RNA, 819 nt
Organism: Aspergillus bombycis
Lineage: Eukaryota; Fungi; Ascomycota; Eurotiomycetes; Eurotiales; Aspergillaceae
Exons: 2
Coding region: 1-819 (272 amino acids)
Source: RefSeq, a predicted model, not a curated record
AUGGCUCCCCAACUAUUUCCCAAGAACCCAUCCGAGGUGAUGGUAAUCCGCAAUGUGACUUCGGACGUGAUAACCAUGAGUUUGCCAUUCGCGAGAUUUGGACAUUUAAAGUUCGGCGGACGAGGAACUCUAGUCAAGUUGGCAUCCGGCGCUAUCGCUGUGUUCUCCCCUGUUUCCCUUACGCCGGAGGUCCGUGAAGCCGUCUCAAGUCUAGGCGGUCAUCUCAAGUACAUCGCAGCACCGGACCUCGAGCACCAUAUCAAUAUCACAUCGUGGAAAGAGGCGUACCCAGACGCCGAAAUAAUCGCGCCCGAAGGCCUCUACGAGAAGCGGCAAUCCAAUCCUGAAUACAAGGAUGCGCCGUUCCAACACGUGUUCCGCAAGGAGAACCAUGGCCAGCAGAAAAUCUCCGAAGAGUUUGACUCAGAGUUUGAGACCGAAUACGUGUACGGACAUCCGUCACGGGAGCUCGUGUUUCUGCAUAAGCGAUCGCGCACGCUCAUCGAGGCGGAUCUCUUAUUUAAUCUACCCGCAAGGGAGCAGUAUUCGAAGACAGGUGAAAGCGCCACUUCGGGGCUCCUUACCAAGAUUAUCAGCCCGUUGCUGUCGACUAAUGCGCCUGCAACAUGGCAGAAGAGGUUUGUGUGGUAUAUACUAUCGAGUGGCGACCGGAAGGCGUUUAAUGAAUCAGUACGGCGCAUUGAUAAGUGGGAUUUUAAUCGGCUGAUUCCCUGCCACGGAGAUGUGGUUGAGAGUGGGGCUAAGGGAGUAUUCCGGACAGUGAUGGAAUGGCAUUUGGAAGGGAGAAAGAAUAUCUGA